This is a messenger RNA of Lactuca sativa (garden lettuce), 1005 nucleotides long. RefSeq lists its product as uncharacterized. Gene Ontology annotation, cellular component: nucleus. Gene Ontology annotation, molecular function: chromatin binding. The record is from RefSeq and is a predicted model, not a curated record. Gene Ontology annotation, biological process: mitotic G2 DNA damage checkpoint signaling. Lineage: Eukaryota; Viridiplantae; Streptophyta; Magnoliopsida; Asterales; Asteraceae.
GGGAUUAGGGGAGUAUAAAUUCGAAGAAACAUCCUCGCGCCAAAACUGAAGUGCGAAGAAACACACAUCAAUUCGGCUGAAAUCUCCAAAAAUGUCCAACCUCUUCAUCGCCGUUCAAUGCUUCCAAUGCUCCACUAUGCAGGUGAAGCAGCGGAAGAAAAGCAGCAACAAAUGGAGCUGCGUCAUCUGCAACGAGAAGCAGUCGGUGCGGAAGGUGUUUUUCCAGGGAUCCAUGGCUAAAGACGUUCGGAAAUUCGUCCAGAGCUUCAACAUGUCUCGUCAAUUCGUCGAACAACAGCAGGAGUUGCUAGAAGAAACCCUAGUUCAAGAACAAAUUGAGUAUCAGCCGAACAAAAGACGCACCGAUUGGAGCGAGUACAUCGAACCUGACAUCAACGAUGUUGGAAUCAGUGAUGAUGAAGGAGACCUGUGCGAGCCAAAUGUUGUGACAGAGUUGCCAAAGCCAUUGUUCAAGAAGCCAAAACUGAGAGCUAAUUACUCUGCUGCUGGAUUAGAUCGUGAAGAUGGUGAAGAACUUAGAAGGCCAGUUUUUGGAAAGAGAAUCAGCAACAAGAAAAUUAAUAAUGGAGGUCCUUACAACUCCACAGACAUGGAGCCAAGAACAACAGUGAGAGAAAAUUCCAAAAGAGUUCAACUUAACAACCAUGACUACAAUGAUGAAGAGAUAGGUGCAUCUUCAAGAUCAAUGAUGACAAUUCCAAAAGGAUUAAGCUCAGUGAUGAAGAAACUAAAGAGACCAGUUUCGAAAUGGGAUGAUUUCAUUGAUGAUGGUGAUGACAUGCAGCUUGAAAGCAGAUGCCAAGAGAUUGAUCAUGCUGCUUUUGAGAUGAAGGUUAGUGAUGAAAUUGUAGAAGAUGAUGUCCAUCCUGAUUUCCUAUGAGUUUUAUGGUUUUCAUUCACUUGGUAAAUUUCAAUCCUGUUUUCUUUGAAUAUAAACUUCAUUUUGGAAAUUGAAAUCGACUCAUAGUUUAUUUGGCCAUAAAA